AUGUUGGGCGGCGUGGGAGGCCGGCACAUGUCUACGCGCCGGCGGGGCAGCAGCCCUCUGGUGCGUGGAGGUGCGGGCCUCGCAGGGUAUGGCGGCCCGGCGGGUGUCUCUGGGAACGCGAACAACGAUGCCGCUGCUUUACCACCGGAUGUGCAACGCUACGCCGUCAGGAGGCGGAGGGCGGUUACCACCAGCGACCACAAGAGCUGCGCCCUCGUGCAGACCCGCAUCAAGCUCGGGGAUAUCAUGUUGGCAGCGCAAGAGGCGGCACAAAGGGACCCUGGAUACGCGAGUCAGUACAGGAGAAGGCCGAGGUUGGCCGGACUGAGUGGUCUCGGUGACUGGACUAGCUUUGGAGGGGAGGUACCUGGUCUGGUGGACAUGGCGCCAGGCCGGGAUCAGGGCGGAGGGGCGGGUGGCGGUGGGGGAGGCGGCAAGGGCACCACGUCGUUGUUUAUCCUUUCGGAGGAUAACUGCAUCCGGAAGCAUACCCGGUUCAUAAUCGAGUGGCCGCCCUUCGAGUACGCCGUCCUGCUCACCAUCAUCGCCAAUUGCGUGGUCCUCGCCCUCGAGGAGCACCUGCCCAAGCAGGACAAGACCAUACUCGCGCAGAAGCUCGAGGCCACCGAAAUCUACUUCCUCGGGAUCUUCUGCGUCGAGGCGAGCCUCAAGAUCCUCGCCCUUGGCUUCGUCCUCCACCGUGGCUCCUAUUUGCGCAACAUCUGGAACAUCAUGGAUUUCUUCGUCGUGGUGACCGGGUUCAUCACGGCGUUCUCGCAAGGCAUAGACUUGGAUAUGGAUCUGCGCACGUUGCGUGCGAUACGCGUGUUGCGACCGCUCAAACUUGUCUCCGGCAUACCGAGUCUCCAGGUGGUGCUCAAGUCUAUCAUCAAGGCGAUGGCCCCGCUUCUGCAGAUCGGCCUGCUGGUACUUUUCGCCAUCGUGAUAUUCGCCAUCAUCGGCCUCGAGUUUUAUUCGGGAACCCUGCACAAAACGUGUUACAGCAUCAGGGAUAUCCAUUUUAUCAUGAAGGAGGGCGAACAGGCGAGCCCGUGUAACACGGACAACAAAUCCGAGGCGCCGUUCGGGGCCCACGUGUGCGACGCGAACGUCUCGACGUGCAUGGAUCACUGGGAGGGACCAAAUUACGGCAUCACCAGCUUCGACAACAUCGGAUUCGCCAUGCUCACUGUCUUCCAGUGCAUCACUAUGGAGGGCUGGACUGCCAUAUUGUACUGGACAAACGACGCUCUUGGCAGCACGUACAACUGGAUUUACUUUAUACCAUUGAUCGUCCUCGGCUCAUUCUUCAUGCUGAACUUAGUUCUCGGUGUUCUGAGCGGAGAGUUUGCGAAGGAGAGAGAGAAGGUGGAGAACCGGCAGUCCUUCCUGAAGUUGCGAAGACAGCAGCAGCUCGAGCGUGAACUGAACUGUUACCUGAAUUGGAUCUGCAAAGCAGAGGAGGUAAUACUCGCGGAAGAGAGGACCACGGAAGAGGAGAAGCUGCACAUAUUAGAAGGGAGAAAACGAGCCGCGGCGAAGAAGAAGAGAAUGAAGAACCUCGGCAAGAGCAGAAGCACGGACACGGAGGAGGAGGAAGGCGACGACGACCAGGACGACGGGUACUCGAGAUCUUCCUACAUCAAGUCGAGGGUGAAAGACAAAGGGACCUGCGUGCAAUUCUGGCGGGCGGAGAAGAGGUUCAGGUUCUGGAUCCGGAACUCCGUGAAGUCGCAAAAGUUCUACUGGUUCGUGAUCGUCCUCGUGUUCUUCAACACCGUGUGCGUGGCCGUCGAGCAUUACGGUCAGCCCUCGUGGCUCACCGAAUUCCUCUACUUCGCGGAGUUCGUGUUCCUGGCCCUGUUCAUGAUGGAGAUGUUCAUAAAGGUGUACGCGCUCGGCCCCCGCACAUACUUCGAGUCGAGCUUCAACCGUUUCGACUGCGUGGUCAUCUCGGGAUCGAUCUUCGAAGUGAUCUGGUCCGCGUUGAAGUCCGGCUCUUUCGGCCUCUCCGUCCUACGCGCCCUUAGACUCCUGCGAAUUUUUAAGGUCACCAAAUACUGGAAGAGCCUCAGGAACCUCGUAAUAUCGCUGCUCAGCUCGAUGCGUAGCAUCAUCUCCCUGCUCUUCCUGCUCUUCCUCUUCAUUCUCAUAUUCGCGCUGCUCGGCAUGCAGCUGUUCGGCGGCCAGUUCAAUUUCGAGUCCGGCACGCCGGCCACCAACUUCAACACCUUUCCCAUCGCGCUGCUCACUGUCUUCCAAAUCCUGACCGGAGAAGAUUGGAACGAAGUGAUGUACCAGGGUAUCGAGUCGCAAGGCGGUCACAGGAGGGGCAUGGUAUACUCGCUCUACUUCAUCGUGCUGGUGCUCUUCGGCAACUACACGCUGCUGAACGUGUUCUUGGCUAUCGCCGUGGACAACCUGGCGAACGCACAGGAGCUGAGCGCCGCCGAGGACGAGGAGAAGGUCGAGGACAAGGAGAAGCAGGCGCAGGAACUCGAGAAGGAGAUCGAGUCUCUGCAGAAGCCGAAGGAUGGUAGCCCGCCAAAGGUGGCAGUCUGCCCUCCGAGUCCUACCCAAAACUUCAAAGACGGAAAAGGUGGGAAGCAGUCGUCCGAAGAGAAAAAGCAGGAUGAAGACGAUGACACGGGACCAAAACCAAUGCUGCCAUACUCCUCCAUGUUUAUACUGUCCCCUACGAAUCCCGUAAGAAGAGCCGCCCAUUGGGUCGUCAACCUGAGGUACUUCGACUUCUUCAUAAUGGUGGUGAUAUGUUUGUCGAGUAUCGCGUUGGCCGCCGAGGACCCGGUGUGGGAGGACUCGCCGAGGAACGAGGUUCUGAACUACUUCGAUUACGCGUUCACCGGUGUCUUCACCGUCGAGAUGAUCCUGAAGAUCAUCGAUCUCGGGAUCAUCCUGCACCCGGGCUCGUAUCUCCGCGAGUUCUGGAACAUAAUGGACGCGGUGGUGGUGAUAUGCGCCGCGGUGUCGUUCGCGUUCGACAUGACCGGCAGCUCGGCCGGACAGAACCUCUCGACGAUCAAGUCGCUGAGGGUGCUGCGAGUGCUCAGACCGUUGAAGACGAUCAAACGAGUGCCGAAGCUGAAAGCGGUGUUCGACUGCGUGGUGAACAGUCUGAAGAACGUCAUUAACAUUCUCAUAGUGUACAUAUUGUUCCAAUUCAUUUUCGCUGUGAUCGCGGUGCAGCUGUUCAACGGGAAGUUCUUCUACUGUACCGACGAGAGCAAGUAUACGGAACAGGAUUGCCAGGGUCAAUAUUUCGUUUUCGAUGAGGGCGCCAUGCUGCCGGAGCCGAAGAAGCGGGAAUGGCUGUCCCAGUGUUUUCACUACGACAACGUGAUGGCGGCCAUGCUGACGCUAUUCGCGGUGCAGACCGGCGAGGGCUGGCCGCAGAUUCUGCAGAACUCGAUGGCGGCCACGUACGAGGACAAGGGCCCCAUCCAGAACUUUCGUAUAGAAAUGUCCAUUUUCUACAUCGUCUACUUCAUCGUCUUUCCAUUCUUCUUCGUCAACAUCUUCGUGGCCUUGAUCAUCAUCACUUUCCAGGAGCAGGGAGAGGCCGAACUGCAAGACGGCGAAAUCGAUAAGAAUCAGAAAUCUUGCAUAGACUUCACGAUACAGGCACGCCCGCUGGAAAGGUACAUGCCGAAAGAGCGUAACAGCGUAAAGUACAAAAUCUGGAGGAUAGUGGUAUCGACGCCGUUCGAAUAUUUUAUCAUGGGUCUCAUCGUAUUAAACACGUUACUGCUCAUGAUGAAGUUCCAUCGGCAAAGCGACGUGUACAAGAACACGCUGAAGUACAUGAACAUGUGCUUCACGGGGAUGUUCACCGUCGAGUGCAUACUGAAGAUCGCCGCUUUCGGCGUGAGGAACUUCUUCAAAGACGCCUGGAACAUUUUCGACUUCAUCACGGUGAUCGGCAGCAUCGUGGACGCCCUCGUGAUCGAGUUCGGGGAGCGGUUUUCGAGUAUGCCCAGUGGCGGUCAACUAGGCGAAAAAAAGGAGAACUUCAUCAACGUCGGCUUCCUGAGGCUGUUCCGCGCCGCCAGGCUGAUCAAACUACUCAGGCAGGGUUACACGAUACGAAUUUUACUCUGGACCUUUGUACAAUCCUUCAAAGCUCUGCCUUACGUUUGUCUCCUCAUAGCGAUGCUGUUCUUCAUUUACGCGAUCAUCGGUAUGCAGGUAUUCGGUAACAUCGCGCUGGACCCCGAGACUUCUAUAACCAAGCACAACAAUUUCCAAAGCUUCAUUCAAGGUCUGAUGUUGCUUUUUCGGUGCGCGACCGGCGAGGCUUGGCCGAACAUCAUGCUGUCCUGCAUAAAGGGCCGGCCGUGCGACGUGAAGGCCGGCAAGCAGGAGCCGGGCGGCUGCGGCUCGAACAUCGCGUACGCGUACUUCGUCUCUUUCAUAUUCUUCUGCUCGUUCCUGAUGCUGAACCUGUUCGUCGCCGUCAUCAUGGACAACUUCGACUACCUGACCAGGGACUCGUCGAUCCUCGGCGCCCACCACCUCGACGAGUUCGUCAGGAUCUGGGCGGAGUACGACCCGAACGCGACCGGCAAGAUCCAUUACACCGAGAUGUACGACAUGCUGAAGAACAUGGACCCGCCGUUGGGGUUUGGCAACAAGUGCCCGAACCGGUUAGCAUACAAGAAGCUGAUCAGAAUGAACAUGCCGGUCGACGUCGACGGGAAAGUGAACUUCACCACCACGCUGUUCGCCCUGAUCCGCGAGAAUCUCAGCAUCAAGAUGAGACGCGCCGACGAGAUGAACCAAGCGAACGAGGAGCUGAGGGACACGAUCAGAAGCAUCUGGCCACUGCAGGCGAAAAAGAUAUUGGACCUUUUGAUACCUAGGAACGAAGAGUUAAACAAAGACAAGCUGACCGUUGGUAAGAUAUACGUCUGCCUUCUGAUACUCGAAAGUUGGAGGACGACCAGGUUUGGUCAGAUAGAGUCGACCGGACAGAACGAUAACGAUCUUAUCGAUAACGAUAAUGCUGGGCAAAGUCCUGCAGCCCAGGCGCAAUCGGCCUUCCUCAACUGCAUACUGGACGUGACGGCGGUGAAUCACACCGGAAAUAGUCACGGGACCGGGAGUAGGGCGAACAGCCUCGAGCCGGUGGUACGGCCGACCCCGGAUAGGAAGAUAGACCAGCGCAAGGAGCUCCGAGAGGAAGACGAUGGGACCCUCGGGGUCCAUGCAGCCGUCGAGCACAGAAAUAAAAAGGUGAACUGGAAGAUGUCCCACCAGUACGAUAUACUAGGCAGCAGCGGAGAGAGUAGCCAGGGAGGGGGUGGGUCUGGGGUUGUACCCGUAGUUAAUGACGAGGAUCGCGCCCCCGAGCUAGAGCCAUUGCUGGCUGAGGUGCCCUCCCAGCAGGAUCAAAACUACUACUACCACCAUCACCAUCACGACCAAUACUACGAUACCGACAAAGAUCUAUACUAUGACCAUCACCACCACCACCACCAUCACCAUCACCAUCACCAUCAUCAUCAUGCUCACCGACCACCCUCGUAUUAUCAACACCAGAAUACCUACGCACCUCGCUCCUCGAUCCGUUACCACAAGGUCUCUUGGCUCGAUUCAAUUAACAAACAAAAACACCCCUAUCUUUCCGCGAGACGACUCGAUAGAUCGACCGAAGCUACUAACACCCUCCGCGGCUAGAUCGAACGAGCCCGCGUCGUAGAAGGAAAACCGCGUUUUGCGGACGUCUCCUCCAGUCCGAGCAACGGAGCGCGCCGAUUCGCGGGAGCGACGCUCGCGUCUCUUAGAAUCUGUAUGCGCCGACACACGCUUUCCUUAGAUCGUAGACCGGUCGGCCGAUUUAGAGAUCGGCGCCGACGUAAACGCGGAACGGAGGCCGCGGGGCUUAGCUCGCCGAGGACCAACACCAACUUAGAUUUAGCCUGCGACACACCAGCGAAUUCUCCUCGGUAGACGGUGUUUUCUUUUCGUACACCAGUCUUAGAUCAUUCGGUUGCUCUGCGUUUGUCUUUCCACGAUACUAGAUCAUUAGGGUAGAUACUCUAGAUGAAUAGAUCCGCGUUCGAGUCAAUCAGAAUCGCGCGCGUACGAGAAUCAAGAUCGUCUCGCGUUGUCUGCCUCUCAUUCGUUCUGGUGAUACAUUAAAAAAAGCUCGCGAUUCGUAUUAUCAUUCCAUUAUCAAUCACGUUUCCCGGGAACAACCGAGCCGAUCUUGACCGGUAAAUGUUAGAGCGUAGAUCCGGGUUCGAGUCAAUCAGAAUCGCGAACGAGAAUCAAGAUCGCCUCGCGUUGUCUAUCUCUCAUUCGUUCUGGUGAUACAUUAAAAAAGCUCGCGAUUCGUAUUAUCAUUCCAUUAUCAAUCACGUUUCCCCGGGAACAACCGAGCCGAUCUUGACCGGUAAAUGUUAGAGCGUGUAUCUCUCUGUAAAUACGACCGAUUAGAAACCGAGCGCGUCUAGCGAGAGCCACCUAGAUGAACCCACCACCACCACCACCCUCAUUACCUCCAUUACCGAGUGAUUCUACUCCGUUUUAGUAUUGUUCGAGGUCGGUAUUAGAGUAACCCCACCCUUGUCCCUAGCUGCUUUCACAGGCCUUGAGAAAUUCUACUCUCGAGAGGAACGAAGCACUCAGGAACCUCAGCCGUGGUCGCGAGUGCCUCGUUCUCCGUUUCGUUGUUUGUCGUAAUAUUUUCAUGUAUGCCCGCAUAUACGUAAACAUAUACGUAUAUAUACAUAUAUACAUAUACACUGUCUAUAUGCUAUAUAUAUGUAUAUAUAUUUAUAGAAUCCCCGGUAAGUAAUCGACACCUCUGGAACCGUGUCACGACUCAAAAAGGUAGUGGAACCCAAGCCGCACUUUCUUCUCUGUUCUCGUAAACAAUUCUCUCUUUGCCGAGACUUCUCACAACACACCUCUCUCCACCCCUGUGCGACGAGACUCGCUCGGCCGGAGCAUGUGCAUGCCCGAGAGGAUUAUUUUUUUCAACUGCAUGCCUGUACACGCGCGCACAUGUGCUUGUAUACCGUCUUAUACUCUGCUCCAGUUUCGCUGAUUGUUAUCUUCUCAUUUACAUCUGCUCGCGAUUCUGUCGCUCGUCGAUAUCGACAGGAGAUAUGCAAAAAUCUCUAGCCACGGCGACCCUCUGCGCUCGGGUCUCCGGAAUCUCCGUUGCCGAUCGAUUGCUCUCUCGAAAAUAUAGUCGAUCCCUCGCUGGCAAGUGUUCCCGAGGGCGGAAGCUCGGACGCGGAGGUUCGUCGUGGGUUUCGGAGGCAAAAGGCGUCUCGCGAGUCGAGGAAGAUAAAGAUUUGUGUGCGCGAGGCGGGAAUCGUUAGUAACGAAGGCAAAGAACCGGCUCUCAACACCCCGACUCUCCUCUUAUACUCCUUGAUCAGACGUCGCCCGGCGAGUACGGUCCCCUAACCGACGAGUCUG
This is a messenger RNA of Nomia melanderi (Alkali bee), 7452 nucleotides long. NCBI's taxonomy places the organism in Eukaryota, Metazoa, Arthropoda, Insecta, Hymenoptera, Halictidae. The record is from RefSeq and is a predicted model, not a curated record.